Molecule: messenger RNA, 7325 nt
Organism: Chiloscyllium plagiosum (whitespotted bambooshark)
Lineage: Eukaryota; Metazoa; Chordata; Chondrichthyes; Orectolobiformes; Hemiscylliidae
Source: RefSeq, a predicted model, not a curated record
UAAAGGUGUCGGCCGCCCGGCGGCGGGGCGAGCGAAAGGGGGAGAGAGGUAAAAAAAAAGCUUUAGAGUAGUUGAGGCCGAGUUGUCUCCGCGACGUUUGGCCACUGAGGGAGAUAUUGAGUAUAACAUUAAAAAAGAGAUUGAUAGAGGCGAAGUGGGAGUGUUCAGGGAGUGACCGGCGACGUUAAUAAACUCAGGCGGAGAAAGAGAAGAUUUUUUUUCCUUCCAAAAAAGGCAAGCAACAAAAUUGAAAACAACAACAAAAUAAAACACACCAAAGAAGGGGCGGAAUCAACUAAUUUAUUUAUUUUUUAAAAAAUAAGAAAAUAGGGGCCUGGAAAAUGGCCGGCGACAGCGGCACGUACGAGGUGGUGACCAGCCGGUAUUUAAAGGACAGGGAUGAGCCGUGUUUCCCCGGCUCGGGGAGAGGAGGCGGCGGCGGCGGCAGGGAGCUGGCCAAAGGCGGCGGCGAGGAUGAGGAGGAGGGGGAAGAAGAAGAAGGGGAAGAAAAAGAAUAUUCUGGAAGGAAGGUCGCCGGCGCCUCCUCCAGCUCCUCGGGCGAUCCGUCCUGGGCGGCCUCCGGCUACGAGCUGAUCGACGGCACCUUGUACCGCAAGAGGCUGGAGAGGGGGGCGACCAGCUACACCGAGGUGCUGGUGGCGGCCGCCGAGGAGCAGCGGCGGGCUGUCAUCGCCGCCUUCCACCAAGAGCCGGCCCCCGGGCACCGCCACUGCACCAUGGAGGAGACCUACAAAAAUGUUUCCGAGAACUACUGGUGGGAAGGAAUGUUUCCAGACAUCAGAGACUAUGUCCAGGGAUGCAAUCAAUGUAAAAAUGGGAAAGAUAAUCUUCUGAUUUCAGAAGAAAAGCAUAUAACUCGUGAAUUGCCGACACACUGCACCAAAGUGCUUGAGAGACUGAACAGUCAACGUUCUAAAGGCCUUUUUUGUGAUGUAACUUUGAUAGUGGAGAAAACAUCAUAUCCAGCUCACCGUGCUGUGUUAGCAGCUGUUAGUGAAUACUUCCAGGAUCUGUUUUCAGAGAAAGGAUCUACUUCUAAUAAAAUUGUGGAUUUGAAAGGUUUCAGCAGCAAGAGUUUCCUUCCACUGUUGGAAUUUUCAUACACAUCUUCAUUGUCGCUGAAACCGGAUUAUUUUGCUGAGACAUCUGCUUUAGCAAGACACCUGCGGAUUUGGGAAGUGGUUGAGAUGUGUUCAGCAUUGCAUAAAUUCCAUGGAACAGGGAACAAUAAAGCACAUAAGGAAGAAGGCAAAGAAGAGAAAAAGGAAUUUUCUUCGUUUGAAGCUUUUAUUGAUCAAUCUUUUACUGGAGCUAGACAGCAUGUUUCAGACAUCUGUUCAAAGUUAGGUCAGUUAGAAGAUGGCACAACUCAGCACAAAGUAGAUAGAAAUGUAUUUAGUGCAAGAGCACAUUCAGCAAUGAUUCAAGGAGAAACAAAAGUCUCAGAUUUUACUGUUAAGUUUCAAGAAAUGCAAUCAGGACUUUUCAAAGACAAAGUGACUCCAGUACAUUGCGAAUCUUCUCUUAAUAACACUGAAGUGGAGGGAUUGGAAAGUUCAAGUCGACGAUUUAAAUUAUUUGACUUUUAUGAUAAAACUCCACCUAAAUUCUUCCCAAAAGUUAAAUCUCUCUCCCCACAAAGACAUCCAUCUGUAAAUACAGCAUUGAGUAGCAUCCCUAAUUCACUGGAUUUUAAAUUAGCUGGCAUGUCAAGAAAUGCUAGUCAUCAAAGAAAAUGUAGCUUUGAGAAAACUCCCAUAAAAUCCAAACCACGUACAAGAAUGUCAAAACAUUUGGAUUGUAACAUUGUGAGCACUCAGGACAACUCUGGUUGUAAAGGAAUGAACGCACUUCUCCGAUCACCUGUUAGACAAAUGACCACUGAAGACGAACUUUAUUCUCCUAACACAACAGAGAAAUACAAACUGCUUAGUGUUUUAGGACUAAGGAGAAAAACUUCUGUUAUAGAUGAAGAGCAGGCUGGUUGGAAACAAAAAAGGAGACUUAGACAGCCUAAAGUAAAAAAUUAUUCAUUGCUUACUGGGACAAAGAGAAGAAAAAUAGACAUUGCAAAAACUCAGUUGCAAGAUGACCAUAUUAGAGCAAAAGCACUUGCCAAUUGCUUUGUUGUCAUUGAAAAGAUUCUACCACCAGUGCAGAAACAAAAGGUCGACAAUCAAAAAUUAAACAAAGCAAAUCUUGCACUAAACAAAUCAAAAUCUUUAAGUCAUAAAAAAAAUGUCUCUCAGGGUCCCACCAAAAAGGAAAUGGUUUGCAUUCCAACUAAAACACACAUAAAUAAUCCUAAAGCUAAAACUAAAGGCCGAAGCAGUUGUCUUGACAAGAAAAUUCAACGAGUGAAUAAAUAUAUUAAAGGCAGUAGCCAGAGGAAUCGACCUUUAACAAAAAAAUCACAACGCUGCAAAGUAGAUUCCAGUAUUUCACCAAAUGUGUUGAGGAAUGGGAAGAAUUUCUGCAGGGAUGACAGAAAACAAAACGCAGUGUUACCAAAAUCUCAGGCAAAUGAUAGCAAGGAGACGGAAGGCAGUUCAUUAACUAGAAACAGUAGAUGUGCCAAUUAUAUGUCUGUAAAAACUUCUUCUGUGCGAGGCAACACAACAUCUAAGGUCUCACCCUGCCUGAUAGAUGACAUACAUAGUGGCAGACGGAAGACAAGGCAGUCAUUUAAUUCAUCUAUGAAUUAUAGCAAUUGUAACUUAAACUUGGACAAUAAAAUACGAAGUUGCCCACAAAGUGUUGCACUGAGAAGAUGUGCAUCUGUAAGAAUGCUGCCAACUCGUUUUAGAUCAUUAGAUCAGACUCCAAAACUAAUGGAGUCACUUUCUGAUGACACCUGUUCGACCAUGUCAUCCAAAACUAAUGAGAGGCAAGUUCUAGAUGAGAAUUCUUCACAUCAACUGUCUCCAAAAGCAGGGGUAGGUAACAUUCAAAGGUUUAAAGGGAAAUAUGAAGGGAAUAAAUUAGUUCCUAAUAUUCACCAAAACACUUGUGUAGUAGGAAAUGAGCAGAAGAGAAUGACUCGACUAGCUGGCAAGCCAAUUGGAAAUGAUCAGCCUACAUCACAAUUGAGGUCUAAACAGGAGGCAAAGAAACCAGAACAGUUAAAACCUGUUUUCAAGGACCCAGGAAAGCAGACUAGAACUGCUUCAUGUGAGAAAAUGCAAUCUAGAAGGAAAGUAAAAAACACAAGGUGCCAAUCUUUAGGUGCUGAAAACCAAAAUUCAGGUACUACUUUGCACAAUAUUCAAGCUCAUGGAAGUAUUCCAAUACUAGGUAAAAGGAAACACAUACCAACACAAAAACUGAUUGAAUCUGGAUUUUCUUUUGGAUUUUUUAUGUCUGAACGUAAGAAAAAAACUGACAUGCCCAAGCUAUCCAACCGAACCGAUAGUAAACAAUUUGAGUUGUCUCCGAGUUGUACACUGAAGGGCAACCAUGCAACUAAAGCAAAGGUGGAUGUGCAAGAAAAUUCUAAGCACACCAUUUCUGUCAAACAAACACUGGUUAACAUAAAGCAGAACUGUUGCAAAACUGAAUGUGGCAUUGGACGAAACCCAUCAUGCUCAGAAAUUUCAGAAAGGGCAAAAGGUGUACCAGCAAAAAAUGAAAACGUGAAGCUAGUUGGCUUGUAUGGGAAGAAGCUAAUAAAUUUGAACAUUAAGAAUGCACUGUUGGAUAAAAGGGCAAAGCAUCCUAACACAAUAAUGAAAGAUGAACAACUAUCUACCUCGCAGAAGGCAAUAAAGUUGCAAAGAGUAGCCAGAGCUAGUUCGAAGCUCAUAGGUUCCAAGGACCCACCAAAGAACUUGCGGGGAGCUGCACAAAUCCUGAAGAAAAUGCAACCAAAAAUUAAUGCAACAUUAAAACUAACAAGAAGAAGAAAAUCAGUAACUGGAGAAAAAGUUAAAAAGACCAAAGUUUCAGAAUCUCAUACCUGCUAUGAAUGUAGCACAACGUUUAUAAAUUGUGACUCGCUGUUUGUGCACAGAAUGAAACACAUUAAGGGGAAGAGCUGGCAGUGUCUGUUAUGUGAUAAAUCGUUCUUUCGCCAGAAGAAUGUCCAAAUUCACCUUCGCUGUCAUAAUGAGAAGCUGUACAGAUGUAGACAAUGUAUGACAGAUUCAAAGAAAUCAAAGUCAUUUCAGGCCAAGCGCUGAGAAUUAUUGGACCACUGAAUGAGGACGAAAUGGUGAAAUUUGAGAGAUAGAGACUGCUGCAUUUGGAUGUACUCAAUUGAGUUCAUUCCAAAAUUUGAGAAAACAGGAAUUAUGAGAGGAUGGGCUAAAAUUCUUAUGUACUCUGGUGCUUACAUUUCCAUCUGUUGAAUCUCUUAUCAACUUAAUCAUUUCUCAAUGAGGAAAACUUUGUGAAGCUAAGUACACCCAUCCCUAGAAAAAUUCAAGCCAUUUUAAAAUUAUGUACCCAACUCUUUUUUUAAAAAAAAAAGUGGUAUCUUUUGAAAUUAGCAUUACCGAUUUUUGUCCCAAAAUAGAAGUCUCAUUUGAUUGACGAAUACCUUGACUGCAAACACUGUAACUAGACUGCAGGGUAAAAAUAAUCUGGGAUGAAUAAAAACUGUGCCUUUGAAAUGAAUUGUGUACAAUAUAAAGAUAUGGUGGUUACUAAAGCCCCUCAGUGGGCAUAAAACAAAAGCAUAAAUGAUACCUAUGCACUGGAGCUUGGAAACUUGUAACUUGAUAGUUAGAAAUUUUAUUUGGUGUUCAUCUGUGGUUACAGUCAUGUACUUGCUGAUGUGACCAUUACUGCUAUUAUGAAGCAAUUGUGCAAAACACUGUAAUGUUUUGUAGAUAACUGGAGAUGAUUACUGUUGUAAAUAUUACAGAAAAAUGUAUGUUCAGUCUAUAUUUAAAAGAACGUGGUUACCCAAUCAACUGUCAACACUUAGUUCCUUACUAGUGAACAAUCUUAUUGCAUUCAUGCUAUAAAUUUAUAUUUAUGAAUCUAAAUGUAUAACUGUAGUUUUCACUACUUGAAUAUUUUUAAGACAUGUUCUUAAAUGUAUGUGAAACUGUAGCAUGUUUUAUCUCAAAUAGAAGUGUACCAACUAUUUUUAAGAAGCAGACUUUUUGAAUUUUUGCAAAAGGGUGCUUACUGUUUUAAGCCUUGAAGAGACAUUUUAAACAGAAAAGGCCAGUUCAUGUUUCAGGAAGUUUUUUUGUCCAAUCUAGCCAGUCUAAUGAUAUUCUAAUUUAAGUAUUUUGAAAGUAUGUUACCAGCACUCUGCAUCUAUGCACAUGUGUGCACACUCCCACCCACUUUCUCAUCCACUCAGGUUUUAUUCAGUUGGAUGGGUUUUAGAGAGAAACAACAUGCAAGAUAAAAUUUUUGUUUUACUUACUAAAUUUUCAGUUUCUUGCAAUUUUUAAUAUUUUAAUUGUUUAAUAAUCAUUGCUUGUCUGAAAAGACUGGAACAAUUCUCUCAUCUCAGUGUCCUCUUAACUUUAAAAUGAGCUAGGAAACUUGAGCCAUUUUUACUGUGGAAUUCUAAGUAAAGUCUUGUACCAUAUAAUAAUUAGAUGCUGAAAAUUCUCAGCAGAUCAGGAAACCUCUUUUGAGAGAAACAGAAUUGACAUUUCAGCUCUUGAACUCUGAUGUCAUUAUGACAUUAAAUGCCAACUGUUUCUACAGAUGCUGGCUGACUUGCUGAGCCUUUUCAAGUAUUUUUGUUUUUAUUUUAUAUUUCCACUUCCUGCAGUAUUUUGCAUUUGUACUAAAGUCAUUACACCAUUGCUGUCUAAUGGUCUAGUUUCCGAUUAGUUAUAUUCUUUUGAACCAUUCACUGUGUGAAUUGGUCAAGUUUCAAAUUGGACCCCCUCAAGUCUCAAUCUGUUUUCCUUUAUUUAUGCAACGUGCAGUUUUAUGAACGUGGAAGUGACAAGUCUUGUAUCAAUUGAAAUUGUAUUAACAGUCUGUUUAAAAAUUGCCACUGUUAAGUUAUAUCAAAAUUAUUUUAUGUCCCUAUAAUUCGCUUAUAAUGAAAUAAGUGUUACUUUGGCAAGCUUUUAGUAACUGUGUAGACUGUUCAAGAGGAUAUGAUGGUUUUUAAGUUUUAAAUCUAAUUUGCCAAUUAAUUAAACAGAAGAAAAUUUUGUGGCAGGAGUUAGUAUAUUCAAACCCGACUGAUGUGUAAUUUGUUGAUUAUAAUUUUGUUUAAUGAUGAUUUAGGCUAAAUUUUAUUUGAAGGGAAAGAUACCCGAAUACAUAAAGCACAAUUGCUGAACAAUUUGACAUGCUUUUUAACAUGAUAAUCCUCCAGUUUAUCAUGUUUUUUUUUCUCCUUUAGUCUCAGGUUCAGUAUAUUCUGUUACAGGGCUUUAUAUACUAAAAAAAAACUGCUUAAACUUAAGCCACAAUUUAUAUUAUAAAUGUUCUUCAUGUAACUAGUGUGGUUCAUUUUGCACACUACUUGCUUUUUACAGAUUUUUUCCAGAAGUAAUGAGUUCAUUAUUCUCAUAUGUAGAGAUAUGCAACUAUAUUUCCUUAGGGGAAAAAUGCCCUCCCUUGAACUGUUAAAUAUUUACUGUUGGAGAUUGAAUUUGGUUCCCAUUCCAAAUAUUUUAAACUUUCUAGGAAUGUAAAUUUUGUAUCAACAUUAGCACCUAAAAUUUUGUACAUAAGGAGUUUUACAGAGUUGAGGUUUUUAGAAUAUAGAUUUGAAAACCCCAAUGAAAGAUGAAUGAGAUGGUUUUUAUUUUACUAUUUUGUAAUUUAACUUCUGGCAGGUAGAAUCAAAAUAGAUUUUUAAGUAAUGAAACCUUUCGAUCUAAUAAGGUACUUGUUACUAUGUAUGUUUCACAGAUUUAUGUAUGUGAUUUUCACCAUUUUUAAUAAAGGUAUAUAUAACGCUGUAUGUGCCUGUUGCGCGCACUCUUGAAAAUGCUGUAAGCUGCUUUUCAUUAAAACAUGUAGGAAUUUAUUUUUCCCUCCACUACAUCUCUGAUAUACUCGAGCAAUUAUAUAAUAGCUGUAAUAAGAUUAAAACAUGAUGUAAAUUUUAUAGUUUUGUUUUACAUUUGCUCCAUAGAAUAAAGCACAUUGUAAAUACAACCAUAAUGUGAAGAUAUCCACAAAAAUAAAGUAAGAUUUAAUAUCUGCAUGAUUUCUGUGGCUACAGUUUUAGUGAAGUGAAAGUUGCCAUAUUUUAACAAUAUAUUUUGACUUAUUUGUAAACUUAAGUUUCAGGAUAGAAGAUGAUCCUUGUUUAGUUGUUCACUUUGCUCCUUUCAUGUCGCAUGUACAGAGCCAAUAAACAUUUUCCUGAA